AUGAUGGCUCAGUCAGAUUUAGAUCUGAAGGAGGCCUCUUUGAAAGAGGAUUUGAAGUUCUACUUCAUGAACCCAUGUGAAAAAUACAGAGCAAGACGUCAAGUACCAUGGAAACUGGCUUUGCAGAUUUUGAAGAUACUUAUGGUUACUACACAGCUUGUUUUUUUUGGUUUGAGUAACCAGCUGGUGGUCUCAUUCAAAGAAGAAAACACUGUUGCUUUUAAACACCUAUUCCUGAAAGGCUAUUCUGGAGUUGAUGAAGAUGACUACAGCUGCAGUAUAUAUACACAACAGGAUGCUUAUGAUAGCAUUUUUUAUGUUAUUAACCAGUACAGGCAAUUAAAGAAUGUAUCCCUGGGGACCCUUGGUUAUGAACAUGAAGGAUCAGGUUUAAAAAUCUGUAAACAACAGUACAAGAAAGGCACAAUGCUCCCUUCCAAUGAUUCACUGGACAUAGAUGUUUCUACUGAAACAGAAUGUAUCUUUUUAAAGCCAGAGUUGCUAGCUGGUAAGAAGGCUGAACUGAAGCUGAACUCCUCUUUCUUUAAUCUUGAAUUUUACAGGCUUAUAGAGGUUGAAAUCUCCUUCAAGCUGAAAGGCAUUGCCCUACAGACCAUCCAUGCUCGUGAAUUGCCUGACUGCUAUGCAUUUCAAAAUACUAUAACUUUCAAUAACAGAGCCCACAGUGGAAAAAUCAAAAUCUAUUUUGACAGUGACACUGAUAUUCAAGAAUGCAAAGACUGGCACAUAGUUAGCUCUGUUCUCCAGAAGAACACUCAGUAUAUUCUAGUCUUCGAUGGAUUUGUCAUUUUAAGUUGCUUUGCUUCUCUCAUCCUCUGCACACGAUCCAUUAUUCUUGCCAUGAAACUACAAAAGAGAUUUGUGAACUUCUUCUUGGAGAAAUAUAAGCGUCAUGUCUGUCAUGCUGAUCGCCUGGAGUUCAUAAAUGGAUGGUAUGUCCUGGUAAUUAUCAGUGAUGUGAUGACAAUCAUCGGGUCAAUCCUAAAAAUGGAAAUAAAAGCCAAGAACCUCACAAGUUACGAUGUCUGCAGCAUUUUACUUGGAACAUCAACUUUGUUUGUCUGGGUUGGAGUCAUCAGAUACCUGGGAUACUUUCAAACCUACAAUGUGCUCAUUUUAACUAUGCAGGCAUCAUUGCCCAAAGUGCUAAGGUUUUGUUGUUGUGCUGGGAUGAUUUAUCUUGGUUAUACUUUCUGUGGUUGGAUUGUCCUGGGACCUUAUCAUGAAAAGUUUGAAGAUCUGAACACUGUGGCUGAGUGUCUAUUUUCUUUGGUCAACGGUGAUGAUAUGUUUGCAACGUUUGCUCAAAUCCAGCAGAAGAGCAUGCUGGUGUGGAUGUUCAGCCGGUUGUAUCUGUACUCCUUCAUCAGUCUGUUUAUAUACAUGAUCCUCAGCCUUUUUAUUGCACUCAUUACUGACUCCUAUGACACCAUAAAGAAAUACCAGCAAAAUGGGUUCCCAGUAACAGAUCUUCAUGAAUUUCUGCAAGACCAUGGCAGUGCUGGUUACAGAAAAGAACAGACUUCCAUGCCACUUGUCUGCUGCUGUGGGAGACAACAGAGUGAUGAAAACUUGAUACUUAUUAAUUGA
This is a messenger RNA of Nestor notabilis (Kea), 1611 nucleotides long. RefSeq names its product mucolipin 2 (gene MCOLN2). The transcript is spliced from 13 exons. Gene Ontology annotation, molecular function: NAADP-sensitive calcium-release channel activity. Bases 1 to 1611 code for a protein of 536 amino acids. Lineage: Eukaryota; Metazoa; Chordata; Aves; Psittaciformes; Psittacidae. The record is from RefSeq and is a predicted model, not a curated record. Gene Ontology annotation, cellular component: lysosomal membrane; plasma membrane.